Motacilla alba alba is the source of this 907-nucleotide messenger RNA. RefSeq lists its product as uncharacterized. Bases 37 to 657 code for a protein of 206 amino acids. NCBI's taxonomy places the organism in Eukaryota, Metazoa, Chordata, Aves, Passeriformes, Motacillidae. The record is from RefSeq and is a predicted model, not a curated record. The transcript has 2 exons.
GACGGUAUCCGCUGUCUCGGUGUCCAUAAGGUAAGGAUGGCGGGCUGGUCACCGUGCGGAGAGCCCGUGCCGUUCACACGUUUGCUCCUCGGAAGAGUCGCCGACAAUACGGCUCCAGGGAAAACGCAGAGCCACGGAUUCGGCGAGACGGCGGAGGCAGGGGACCGAGCAGGCGGAGGCGAGCCCGUCGCUGCUGGGGGAGAUGGCAGCAGUGCCGGCGAGGAGCGGUCCUCCCGGGGAGAGACAGGACAGCGGGAGGAGGAUGGGGACGUGCGGGCGGCCGCGGCGUGGGCAGAGCUCUGCUUCCCUGUGCCGGCGAACCGGAGAGGAGCGGCUGGGUUUGUGCAUGGACUUAGCGAUUUCAUCCCCUCCCAGACAGUAAUUCAGAUACACCCGACCUUUCGAGCCACUGCCAAUGUACGAGGUGGAAUAGGAAGGAAGGAAGUAGGGAGGGAGAGAGAGAGGGAGGGAGGGAGCACAGAGGCAGCAUCCUUUGUCAGCGUCCCCCAGCUUCCUAUCCCUGGGGCCCACUGCAUCCUUCCCCCCUCCGGGCUAUGGCCGUGCCUGGUACUCUUCCGAGCCCUGUGUGUUGGGAGAGGCGAGGAGGGGGCUGGGAGGCCAGGUGUACAGAAAUUACGGGCGGAAAGGGAAGGGUGAUCUUGCUUCUUCUGAGAGUAUGGGGGAAAUGCUGUGAGCCUCACUGAGUGAAUGCCUGCAGCUGAUGGGCCCUAGCCUGGAUCUCACCCAGCCGGAGGACCAAGCCAGCAAAUGGAUGUGCUAUGAGUUAGGAGCCACUUCCAGAGAGAGAGGCUGGCACCCCGUGAUAACAGUAAGUUGAUGAUAUAGAUGAUGCAAUGAGGUCUUUCAGUCCUUUUAAAUUUUAUUUAAGGAGCUGUUACAGGUUAUG